CCUGUAGGACCGUUAGAGAGACAUGCUGCUUCAACGUCCACCAUUUCAGCCCGGAAGUUUGGUCAUUUGUUUAUACAUUGAUUGAUAACCCUUUUUUAUGUAAUUUUAUUUAUUAAGUGAUAUUACAUGGUGUGAACACCGGGCCAAGUUGUUAAACUGUCUGGCAAGAAUCACAGUUGAAAGUGGACUUCCUGGACAGACGCCGGUUACAGCUGCCUGUAGACGACUUGAGUGAGAGCUAUGUAGCUAUCCUGGCUAGCGGUGGGCUAAUAUCAUACAAGGACAACAUGAGCUAGGUGCUACAACUAGCUAAGAUAGUUAACUAGCUCCUACUCGCAGUGAGGAGACGGGAAACGCACCUGUUGGACAGUUACCACUCAUGUGUUACCAAUAGUUAACAUGUCGAAUCAGCACCAGCCGGCUUUCCCGAUCCAACAGCUGCCUAAUCUGAACUCUGCUCCUUUCCCACAAUUUUUUGUGAAACCUUUUAACAAUCCUCUUCAAAUCAAAAGGAAUGUAAUAACAGACGAUUACAGUGUAACAAGGCAGGUGCUCGGGAUGGGAAUAAAUGGCAGAGUGUUGGAAAUAUUACACAAAGAGAGUGGAGAAAAGUAUGCACUAAAGAUGUUGCACGACUGUCCAGAAGCCAGGCGGGAGGUGGAGCUCCAUUGGAGGGUGUCACCUUGCCACCACAUUGUACCCAUCAUAGAUGUUUAUGAGAAUCUCUACCAGGGCAGGAAGUGCCUCCUCAUCGUGAUGGAAUGCAUGGAUGGAGGUGAAUUAUUCAGUCAUAUCCAAGACAGAGGGAAUCAUGCAUUUACAGAAAGAGAGGCCUCUGACAUCAUGAAAAGUAUAGGAGAAGCAAUACAUUUCUUGCAUUCCAUCAACAUUGCUCACAGAGACAUCAAGCCAGAGAACCUGCUGUACACAUCCAAAAGGCCAGAUGCCAUCCUCAAGCUGACAGACUUUGGGUUUGCCAAAGAAAUCACCACAUUAAACUCUUUAGCAACACCAUGUUUCACCCCCUACUAUGUUGCUCCAGAAGUUCUCGGUCCAGAGAAGUAUGACAGAUCCUGUGACAUGUGGUCUCUGGGUGUCAUUAUGUAUAUCCUACUUUGUGGAUAUCCUCCCUUUUUCUCACAUCAUGGUCUGGCAAUAUCCCCAGGAAUGAAAAGACGGAUCCGUAAUGGGCAAUAUGAGUUCCCCAACCCAGAGUGGUCCGAUGUGUCUGAAGAAGCCAAACAGCUGAUCUGCCACUUACUGAAAACUGAACCCACCCAGAGAAUGAGCAUCACAGAGUUCAUAAACCAUCCCUGGAUUAAUCAGUCAGUCGAGGUCCCACAAACUCCUCUUCACACCAGCCGCGUGCUGCACGAGGAACAAGAUGUCUGGGAGAAGGUUAAAGAGGAAAUGACAAAUGCCCUGCAAACGAUGAGAGUGGACUAUGAUCAAAUUAAAAUCAAAACUAUUGAAGACUCAACUAAUCCUCUACUAUUGAAGAGAAGAAAGAAAAGUAAAAACUCAGCCACACAGACUCCAGGCUAGUGAAGUAAAGACUUUUUAAGAGGUAUUCAGUUUCACACAAACACACACAUGCAUAAAAUUUUGUAGGAAAAAAGCCUUCAAGAGGAGCUUUAGGGACGUUGUGCAUUGUCAAGUGGCUCUAAAAUAAUGCUUUUAUAGUAUGUUUUUACCAGUUAUUAUUUUUUUCUGUUAAAAUCAAAAUAUUUUAUUUUAAAACAUUAAAUGCACCUAGGCAUUCUGGUAAAUGUGCUUUAAGCACUUUUGAACUCUUUUAAUGCAUUGAAAAGUAUUAUGUAUGUGCUCUAAGGCUUGUUGUAUGUGUUGUAUAUUAGGACAGUUUUUAUUAUUCUGAUGUAAAUACUCAGCGAGUCAUCUGAGUGAGCUUUGUUGGCUUCAACUUACACACUGUAUUUAAGUUGUUUUUGUCUCUUAGUUUUUCUGUUCUUAGUGUUGAAAAACAUUUUUGCCUUGAGGAUGUUGUUGAGAAAGUUUGCCAGCAUCAUUCACAUUUGUCUAUUGAAUGACCAUUACCAGAAACCACAACUUUUGUUUUGUAUGCUGAUGUGAUGUCAGAAGGUCUCUUGCCACAUUGUAGUAGUGCAGUAUCUAAAAUUUACUUCCCAUGUGUACCAAUAAUCAUGCUAGUUCUGCUUAUGAGACGGGUGAUAAUUGAUUUUGAUGGAGGAAACUGUGCUGCUAACUGGACUCUUCAUGCUUCUGUAGCAUUCAUUUUCUCCAAAGCAGUAAUAUAAAAGUAGUGCAUGAAGUCUGUUGUGUGAGGCAUGGAAAGAAAAGUGGAUGGCAGUAAACAUUUAGAUCAAAGGAGUAGUGACGACACAUACUGUGGAAAAUGUUGCACAUCACCAUUAUCCUGUCUGUCUUUUACUCUGGAUUAAAUCUCUCGAUAUUC
Messenger RNA from Siniperca chuatsi (mandarin fish), 2434 nucleotides. RefSeq names its product MAPK activated protein kinase 2b (gene mapkapk2b). Bases 400 to 1545 code for a protein of 381 amino acids. The record is from RefSeq and is a predicted model, not a curated record. Gene Ontology annotation, cellular component: nucleus; cytoplasm. Gene Ontology annotation, biological process: inflammatory response; intracellular signal transduction; vascular endothelial growth factor receptor signaling pathway. Gene Ontology annotation, molecular function: calcium-dependent protein serine/threonine kinase activity; ATP binding; calcium/calmodulin-dependent protein kinase activity. The transcript has 10 exons. NCBI's taxonomy places the organism in Eukaryota, Metazoa, Chordata, Actinopteri, Centrarchiformes, Sinipercidae.